CUCUGCGGGAGCUGCGGGUCUCGGGGCUGCUCGCAGUGCGCUGCGCGGCCGCGGGGGGUUCGGCGGCGUCCGGGAGCCUGUGCCCUGCCCCAGAGACUGCGGGGAGGAGAGGCAGCAUCAGGGGUGUGCGAUGGGACGGGAUGGGAUGAGAUGGGAUGGGAUCCGCGGAAUGCAGCGGGCAGAGGCGGCUCCCCUUGUCUGGCCGUGCCUCUGGAGCGAAGUGAAGGCAUAAAACCUGGGCUGAGCCCUUGGCUGUGAGGAUUCACUGGCAUCCCCGAGCCUGACGCUUGGACCUUCCAGAGAGGAGAUUUUCCCAUGUUCCUGUCCCUCUCUCCCUGACCCUGUGAAUGGAGGCUUCCCUGUAGAUCCAGCCUUUGCUCUGCAGUUCCCCAGGAUGGGUUCCUUCCGACGGCCUCGACCUCGGUUCAUGAGCUCCCCUGUGCUCAGUGACCUUCCCCGUUUCCAGGCAGCCCGGCAGGCCCUGCAGCUCAGCUCCAACUCUGCCUGGCACCGUGUUCAAACAGCAGUGAUAAAUGUCUUCAAAGGAGGAGGCUUGCAGAAAAAUGAACUUUACACCCUGAAUGAAAAUAUCAGAUGGCUGCUGAAGAGUGAGCUUGGAUCCUUCAUCACAGAUUACUUCCAGGCUCUUUUUGCUGAAAUCUUGACAAAUAUGCCAAUGGAAAAAAAUUUUCUCUGGUAUUGCAGUGGCACCCAGCCUCAAAGGAUCUCAGAGCUCACCUUGUAUGAGAACCAGCUUCUUGCGAAGGGCUUGCUGUUUAUAGAGGAGAAGGUUAAGCUGUGUGAAGGUGAGGAUCGCAUUGAUGUCCUAUCUGAAAUCUGGGAUCACUAUUUUACAGAAACUCUUCCUACUCUCCAGGCAAUAUUCUACCCUGUCCAGGGUCAGGAGUUGACUAUUCGUCAGAUUGCUCUUCUUGGCUUCAGAGACUUGGUCUUGCUAAAAGUCAAGCUGGAAGAAAUUCUUCCUCUGGUUCAGACAAAGCUUCCAGCUUCCAUUGUGCAGAUGCUGUUAAUUCUGCAGAGUGUCCAUGAGCCUACUGGCCCCAGUGAGAGCUACCUACAACUAGAGGAACUGGUCAAGCAGGUGGUAUCACCUUACUUGGGGUUGUGUGAGGAUCACAGCUUCUCUGGUAGCACCUGUAUGCUUGAGAGACAGUUCCCCAGGUCCCGUGGCAGGGCUGGGGUGCAGAACCAUCCAUCCCGUGUGGUGCUGAGCAGGCAGCCCAGUGAGAUGGCCCUGAGCCCCCUGACAGAGCAGGAGGGGGAGGCUUACCUGGAGAAAUGCGGCAGCGUCCGCCGCCACACCGUUGCCAACGCUCACUCGGAUCUGCAGCUCCUGGCCAUGGCCUCCAUGCUGCACACAGGGAUGGUGACUGAGGAGGCAGACAGCCCCGAGAAGUGCCUCCUUCUUCAGCCCAGCUUCAGCCCCAGGCACUGCUCCAGUGAGCCCAGCAUCGCUGAGGGACCCGAGGCAACAGGGAGACAGGAGCCUGCGGAGCUCAGCUGCACGCCAGCCAGCUAGGAGGGGGACUGAGGAGACACCUCUGUGCUCCAGGCUGGGCAAAGGGUCCUGCCAUCCCUGCUGGGAAAAAAAAAAAAAAAAGGAAGAAAGAAAAAACUGACUUUUGCUCAUGUUGUUGAAAUGACAUUCCUCGAGGAAUCUUGUGUCUCUUUGGGAAUGUUCCUGAGAUUUGUUUGGCUUGCCUGUCUAGCAUCAUUGUUGAUGGAGGUACCAAUCUGCCCCCAGAUGAGCACUGAGGGCUGCAAAGGUUUUGUUGUUGAACAGCACAGUCUGCCUUCUGUAAAGCUUUCUUCCUC
Calypte anna (Anna's hummingbird) is the source of this 1836-nucleotide messenger RNA. RefSeq names its product proline rich 5 like (gene PRR5L). Bases 395 to 1540 code for a protein of 381 amino acids. The record is from RefSeq and is a predicted model, not a curated record. NCBI's taxonomy places the organism in Eukaryota, Metazoa, Chordata, Aves, Apodiformes, Trochilidae. Gene Ontology annotation, cellular component: TORC2 complex. The transcript has 10 exons. Gene Ontology annotation, biological process: TORC2 signaling.